GCCCAACACACGAGGUGCCCAACACACGAGGUGCCCAACACACGAGGUGCCCAACACACGAGGUGCCCAACACAUGAGGUGCCCAAUGUUGGCAUUGGUUCGCCAACCACUAGGGCGACCUAGGGGUGGCGAGCAGAAUCGUGGGAGGAAUUUCAGGCGGUGGGAACGGAAGAAAAGUCAAUUGAAAAAAUAGCGGUGAUUGAGGAAUAUUGGUGGGAAUUCGGAAGAAGUGACGGUGCGACUGUGCGACGGUGGUGCACCAAGGAAGAACGGUGGAAAUAGGAUGACGGGAGAUGAAGAAGAAGAAGGGGAAGGAGUGGGAAGGAAGGUGUGAAGAACAUGUGUUGUGGAGUUACAGGAGGAGUUGUGGAAGAAAAUGGGAUUUUGGACGGUGUGCGUUCAGUGGCACCGAACUUGGGGUCGGUGUCGGUGUUGAAACACGCGGACCGCGUUCCGAUGUGAUUGCGUGUGCGACCUGAAACGAAACGAGGCGCGCUCGUUAGUCAAAGCGCCCUUGGUGGUUACGAGCCGCGAAUUGGCAUUCUGGUUGACUAUAAAAGUGUUUAUCUGUUUGUUAUUUAAAAAUAAAGUUGAGUUCUGAAACUUGCAGUACAUAAUCACGACUUCUAGCAAACGUGAGGAUAACGUUGGAAUCGUGUCGACGAGGAGAUUAUCAUAGAGCCCAGUGCUUCUAUAUAAUCCUAGUGCAAGGAGCCCUUGCAAGGCGAAAUCACAUCGGCCGGAGGCGAUGGGCGAGUUGGCGUGUCGGAGUCCGAGCGCUCAGUGCGACUGCGUUUUGUAGCCGUAGGCGAGGAGUCCUUGCUACGAGCUAACGGUAGGACGUUGGCAUCAGUCACGAGCAAGGUUGGCUUGCUGUGAGCACGUUUGACAUUUCGUUGCCUGGGAGCUGUAGUUUCGCGCGGAAGCUAUAGCCGACUCAGACCCAACACAAGGUGCCCAACACACGAGGUGCCCGACACACAAGGUUCCCGACACACGUAGUCGCUUGUGAGGCACUCAAUCGAGCCAACAGCUAGUCAGCCACGCACGUCAAGGCAGGCGGGUGGAACGGCGCUUAUCAGUGGGUGAUUUGAAGAAGCAGGGGCUAAAAUCUUUGAGGGAAGGGUAAAAGCUAGAGUUUGGAAGGGUAAAGGUGGCACCAUGGCUCCGUGGCACCAUUGCGAUCAAGCAGUGAAAAUGCUCCAAGGUCAAUCAAUGCUUGCUCAUCGGCCCGCAUCAUCCUUCAACCAGUCAUGCUGCUUGCAAAAGUAUGCCAUGGCACAAGCACCGUGCUGCCCCCCCCCCCCUUCCCCUCUGUCCAACACCCUCCACACCCACUUUUUGAUUGUCCACUCAGAUCACACUCUGAGUUGCUGCAGGUGGGGGAUGGGGACAUGUAUAAGUAGGGAGCACCAAGUGCACUGCUCACGAGUUCAGGUGUCCAAUCUCUUUCCCCAAACCCUCCACUCCGCCCCCCUUCCCCCACACUUGAACCUCCCCCUCACAGACCCCGACAUGCUGCAGGUGGGGAAUGGAAUCAUGUGAAACUGGGGAGUACCGACCGAGUGCACUGCUCAAGAGCUCAGGUGUCCAAUCUCUUUCCCCGAACCCUCCACUCUGCAAACCUUCACCCCCACACACUUGACCCUCCCCCUCACAGACCCCAACAUGCUGCAGGUGGGGAAUGGGGGACAUAUGAAAACGGGGAGUGUCGAGUGCACUACUCAAGAGCUCAGGUGUCCAAUCUCUUUCCCCGAACUCUUGUCUCCUGAUAACCGCCCCCCUCGCAGACCCCGACAUGCUGCAGGUGGGGAAUGGCGGCAUGAGAGAGUCGGAGUACCGCGUGCACUUCAGCCUCUGGGCCAUCAUGAAGGCGCCUCUCUUGAUUGGCUGCGACCUCUCUCGUGUAUCAAAUGCGACACUGCGCAUUCUGGGGAAUGAUGAAGUCAUUGCUGUUAACCAAGACCGGCUGGGAGUGCAGGCAAGGAAGGUGCAAGUCUCUGAGGACAGCCUCAUAGAGGUUUGGUCCGGACCUCUGUCUGAGGGUCGGUGGGUGGUAGCCCUGGUGAAUCGCAGCCCAAUAAGCGCGAAGGUGACUGCCCGCUGGAAAGCGAUUGGCCUGAAUCCGGUGCAGUAUGCACGCGACCUUUGGAAGAAGGCAACCAUGGACAAGGUCAUCUCAGGGGCGCUGAGUGCUCGAGUUCCAAGUCACGAUGUGAGGCUGUUCCUCGUCUGGCCCGCCACUGAGACUCUGUAAGAGUGGCUGUGUCUCCACCCUGCUAUGUGUCCCUCUUGUGCAGAAGGCAACCAUGGACAAGGUCAUCUCAGGGGAACUGAGCAUUCGAGUUCCAAGCCACGAUGUGAGGCUGUUCCUCAUCUGGCCCGCCACGGAGACUUCGUCCAGCUGACCUUACAGACCAGUCCAACAAUGGCACGUGCAUCAGCAAUAAGCCUUGGGAGAUGUAAAGGUCUGGAUACAUUUUUAAUUAUGACAUUGAAAUGCACUUGGUGGAGAUCAUGUCGUACCAUACCAUACUCUCUACUGGUCGCAUCGUUGUUUUUGUCCAACAUAACAGCUUGCCUGUUGCAUGAACCUAAGCUGUGGGAAGGAGUGAUAAUGAAAUUUGCACCAGCGAGUUAUUUGCGAUAGCACAUGGAUGUAUAUACACGUGAGAGCAAAUCCU
Molecule: messenger RNA, 2684 nt
Organism: Closterium sp. NIES-67
Lineage: Eukaryota; Viridiplantae; Streptophyta; Zygnematophyceae; Desmidiales; Closteriaceae
Source: the annotation of a GenBank genome assembly